This is a messenger RNA of Cyprinodon tularosa, 1081 nucleotides long. It is a transcript of the gene lgals2a, whose product is annotated as lectin, galactoside-binding, soluble, 2a. The transcript has 4 exons. Gene Ontology annotation, molecular function: carbohydrate binding; galactoside binding; laminin binding. The coding region runs from base 149 to 556 and encodes 135 amino acids. The record is from RefSeq and is a predicted model, not a curated record. Lineage: Eukaryota; Metazoa; Chordata; Actinopteri; Cyprinodontiformes; Cyprinodontidae.
UGUAUUCUGAGCAGGGCGUCACUCAGUGGGAGGGACCUCCCACUCUGCAUUGUACAUAGUCAUCUGUCUGAGUGCAGAGACGCUGAGCCACUGCCCUGCAGCACUCUCCCUUUUUCUCAGCUCUAUCUGACUGACUUUAUCUGCAAAGAUGAUGAAAGGAAUGAUCAUCAAGAAUAUGUCCUUCAAAGUCGGACAAACGUUGACUAUUGUUGGAGUAGCUAAACCUGAUUCUACAAAUUUCGCCGUGAAUAUCGGUCCUGAUGAGCAGGACGUCACCAUGCAUAUAAAUGCUCGUUUUAACGCCCAUGGAGACGAGAAUGCUGUUGUCUGCAACUCUUAUGAAGGAGGCAACUGGUGUGAGGAGGUUCGGGAUGGAGGCUUUCCUUUCCAGCAGGGAGAGGAGUUUAAGAUCAUCAUUGAAUUCACCUCAGCUGGGUUUGUUGUGACCUUAUCAGAUGGCUCAACGAUCAACUUCCCCAACCGCAUGGGUGCUGAGAAGUACUCAGUCAUCAGCUUUGAUGGAGAAGCUCGCAUCCACAGUAUUGAGAUCAAGUAACGACUUUCCUCUGAAGAGUAUCUAAGCAGAAAGUCCCAACUCACACUGCAUCCUUGUUUUCAAAUGCCUCAAAAUGUUUUCUUUCAUAUUUGACUUUAAGGAAACUCAUAAUCAAGUCUUGGCUUGGUGAGACCAGAUACAAUCACAUCAAAAAGCAGACAGAACUCACAUUGAAAGAUUAAAGAUUUUAGGAUUUGCAGACAGAAGAGUGAGUUAUGUAAAUGGAAGACUUAGUUGUUGUAAAUCUAGUAUCUGGCUAAGAAGCUAAGAACAUAGACAAUGGUUUAUGGUGAGAAUUAUUAGAUUGGUGAUUUUAGUUAGAUUUCUUAACCUUAACCAUGCAUACCUUUACACUCAUUAUUUUUCUUCCUUGUUUAUGGAUCCAUUUUUUUCUUUGACAUUCCACUGGUAUCACAAUGUUUACCUGUAUCUAAUAGAACCUAAUCAGAUACAAUACAUAAAUACUUUCAAGGAUGUCAGAAUUUUUUUUUCUCUGCUCAAUAAAAUAUUACUAUUUGUAAAACA